AUGGUCGAGCGGCUGAACAUUACCAUCGCCUGGGCCCAGGUGCUCGAGGGCUUCAACGACACGGUGGAGAUUGAAUUCACGACGACGCCCGGAGAACUGCCCUACUUUGAUCUGCUCCGUGUCCCCGUUCUGAGGACACGGCUCGCGGACGACUUUGUGGGCUUCCCCGAGAGUGCUGGCUUCGUCUCGAUCGAAAGCCCGCAUUUCCAGGGGAGCUCAGGAACCGCCAACGGAACCGUGCGCUAUGGGGCCAUGCCCUACCUCGGAAGUCGGAGCGAGUCCGGCGCCCUGGCGGUUCGCCCAUACAAGGUGGCCCGUCAACGUGACGCGGGUCCUGGGUAA
Molecule: messenger RNA, 342 nt
Organism: Emericellopsis cladophorae
Lineage: Eukaryota; Fungi; Ascomycota; Sordariomycetes; Hypocreales; Bionectriaceae
Exons: 1
Coding region: 1-342 (113 amino acids)
Source: RefSeq, a predicted model, not a curated record